This is a messenger RNA of Chlamydomonas reinhardtii, 1331 nucleotides long. RefSeq lists its product as uncharacterized. The coding region runs from base 226 to 687 and encodes 153 amino acids. The transcript is spliced from 3 exons. NCBI's taxonomy places the organism in Eukaryota, Viridiplantae, Chlorophyta, Chlorophyceae, Chlamydomonadales, Chlamydomonadaceae. Gene Ontology annotation, molecular function: structural constituent of ribosome. The record is from RefSeq and is a predicted model, not a curated record.
CUUACAAAAUAGCCUCAAAACACAUCGCCAAGCCAACUUGCUAAGUUCUGCCCUCUACCGCUCACGUAUUCAUUGCAGCGCUUUCAGAACAUAGUUGAUACUGUAAUAAUAAAAGUAUAACACCAGCAGAAGAUAGCGCCUGUGUCGCGCUUGUUGCGCUGCUGCGCGGUUAGCCCUCGCGUAGCAGCGAUUUUCUUGAAUUAAGCAUACUUUCAGCACCUAAGCAUGUCAUCCAACGUCCGGCAGCUGAUCAGCCGGCUGAUUCCCCCAGCUCGGAAGCAGUUUGAGCACCUACAAGCGCACCGACGCGAUGUGGUCUGGGGCGACACACAAAUAACGCUUAGAGUGCGACAAUACCCGAAGAGCAAGGACGAGCGUGUGUCCCUAGUGCUGCCAAACUGGCAUCGCGUGCGCCUCUGGAGCGAGGCGCUCGGGCGGAAGGUGGAGCUGGUGAUGACCAAGGACACGCUACGGCACAUCGAGGACAUGGGCGGCCUGGACGCCUACCUCAUCAAAACCCCCGAGUCGCGGCUCAAGAGCAACCCCGCCUCCGCAGUCAAGUGGGAGGUCAUGUCGGCGCUGCGGCGGCGGGAGGCGGCGGCAAUGAUGGCGCGCGGAGGCCGCGGCGGGGCGGCGGGCGGCGACGGCAGCGGUGCCGCGGGGGCGGCGGGGAAAGAGUCGACGUAGAGGAGAGGCUGGACGGCGCGAAGGGGGCCGGACAGCAUUGCUCAGGAUUGCGGACGAUAGCUCAGCCUACAAGGGCCGCCGAAGGCGGUGGCGCCUUGCGGCGCACAGACGGGGCGCGGCUUGCCAUGGUGGCGCAUUGGCCAUGUAUGCCGGUUUCGGCCGGCAGGAAGUGUGCUCGCCUGGAAUGAGGUUGAGGCGCACAAGCGGAGUGCACGAUGGACUCUUAAGGACUGGAGCACUGAGAUCGCAUGACCACUACCUGGCCUGGGUUUCAGCCGCUUAUGGUCCGAUAGAUUUGUGGAACCAGCGUGUGAAGCUAGGAACGAGCAAGGAGUCGUGGUAGCGGCUGUGGGAUUUGCGGUUUGCGACGUGUAGUGCUGGACGCAUGUGCCCGCAUUGCCCGGCUCAGGUAAUGCCGUGCCGUGAAUGCAUGGAGGCAAGUGCCGCGCAGUGUAGCAGGAGCGCCGUAGAAGGCCUUGAUGAUGAGCUGUGGCCACCCUUAGGGUAUGUGGGACUUACGCGCCGUCAGGCCUUCCUCCCAUGCGCAGCGCCUUCAGCACGAUAGGCAAGUGUCGCAAGUGUGUGAGACGAGUGUGCUGGCAAGGGGCCUUCUGGGUGGAGGUGAUUUGUAAGGCAUGAUUGCG